AUGACUGCUAAAAAGGAUGGGAAGAAGAAAGAUCCUCCGAAUGAAGACCUCCCGCCACCCAAAAAGAAUGUAGUUUAUCCUAUCGAAGAACUCUAUGUGGAUGAUCCAAAAAAGAACGCUAAAGCUUAUGAAGUUAAUUCUGAGAAUAAAGAAGUGGUUGAGACCGAGAAAAAGGAUACCAAAAAGCAAGCCGGCAUCAUCUCGUCAUAUGGGGUUCUAUACGGUUUUGCUGACCGAACUGAUGUGCAGCUCAUGUCAGUUGGCCUCAUAUGUGCUUUACUGCAGUCAGCAAUUCCACCAUUUGUUUGGCUUGUUAUGGGAAGUUUCGUCUCGUUCUCCAUAACUCGGGAGGAGGAACGGUUGUAUAAUACCUCGGGUGCUGCUAAUGGUUCGAAAUUCGAUGAGGAUUUUGCAGCAUCGGCAACACCAGCCUUUAUUAUAAUGGUAGCAUUGUCAAUCGGCAUGUUCUUCGCUGCAUUUAUUCAGAGGCUGGCAUGGGAAGUUUCUGCAAUUCGACAAGUAUUCCGUGUGAGGCGAACUUAUGUACGUAAAGUGCUUCAUAUGGAUGUCGCAUGGUUGGAGAAUCGUCAAAGUGGUCAAAUGGCGACCAUGCUUCAGGAGUAA
Molecule: messenger RNA, 624 nt
Organism: Cooperia oncophora
Lineage: Eukaryota; Metazoa; Nematoda; Chromadorea; Rhabditida; Trichostrongylidae
Source: the annotation of a GenBank genome assembly